AUGCCUGAAACCCCAACCCAUCCUCCGGCGCCGUUGCGCUCGGCACUCAAGAUGGACGACGAAGCGGUGCGAACUCCGCCCGCCAGCGGCACUCUCAAAGCUGUGCAGAUUGCCGAUCCUGUCCCCGAGGACUAUAUCGAAGACGAUUCGCACCAUGGCAAGCAACGCCGCCCAGCGGCUCCCGCUCGCCGAUUGAGCGGCAAGCUGUCUGCAACUGCUUCGCCAGCGAUUCGACCUGUGGACGAUACGGCUCUCUCGUCUCACCAUCAUAGCCACCGCCGAAACCACCAGAGCGAGAGGAUUCUGGCCCAGGUUGGAGAAUGGCUGGAGCGAGAGCGCAACAAGGCAAUGGCUAGGAAACAGAAGCCUCGUCGGCGCAAGUCCAAAUCUCCCCCGUCCGACCAGGCGCAAGCCGAGGGUGCAGCCUCUACGGCUGCUAGUCACCCUACGCGCGAAAGAUCGAACUCCACAAGCUCGCAGUCCAGCGACAUCUCCUUCGAUGGCUUGCAGCAUAUCUUAGAGAGUUCCAUGGCUUCCAUGGGACUUGUCACGCUUCCCAAGUACAGCCCGCGAGUGGGCCCCAAGCACCGACGACAGAAUUCGCGCUCGGCUCUUCAUCGCACCGCCUCUUCGGAUACCGAUUACGUUGAUGGUGACGCCAUCGUGCCUAGCUGCGAUGCUUGGCUUGACAAUUCCAAGACAAUGAGCUACACUGGUGGAGCCAGCACCAGCACAGAUGAUGUAUCGGCUCAGGCGACCAAGGCCGAAAAGGAAAGAGAAGCAUGGACUGUUUUCAAGAAUGAGAUUCUGCGCAUAGCUCACACCUUGAGGCUUAAAGGGUGGCGCCGUAUCCCCCUCGGCAGCGGCGAAUUCAUGGCUGUUGAGCGAUUGAGCGGCGCAUUGACGAACGCCGUAUAUGUCGUCACUCCCCCGGCUGAUCUACCCCAGGCCGAUGGCAGGAAGCCGCCGACCAAGGUGCUGCUUCGAGUGUACGGACCGCAGGUGGAGCAUCUCAUUGACCGAGAGAACGAGCUCCAGGUGCUGCAGCGACUCGCACGCAAGAAGAUUGGCCCACGACUUCUGGGAACCUUCAAGAACGGACGCUUCGAGCAGUUCUUCAAUGCCAUCACGCUCACUCCGCUGAACCUGCGAGAGCCUGAAACCUCGAGACAGAUUGCCAAGCGUAUGAGGGAGCUGCACGACGGCGUCCAAGUGCUGUUGCACGAACGUGAGAAUGGGCCUGGCGUGUGGAAGAACUGGGAUCAGUGGCUGGAUAACGUCGGCCGCAUCACUAGUUUCUUGGACAAGGAGCUGGAGAAGACGCCCGAGGCCGAGAGGAGAAACUCACUCGCCCAGGCCUGGAAAAUCAAUGGCUAUGUGUGCGGUGUUCCCUGGGAGCAAUUUAAAGAGGUGGUGAUCAAGUACAGGGCCCAUCUGAACAACUGCUACAAGGGUCACCGGGCCAUCAAGGACAGGCUCGUGUUUGCGCACAACGAUACUCAAUACGGCAACAUUCUUAGGAUUCGUCCUGAUGACGAGAAGUCGCCACUUCUGCAGCCUGCAAACAAACAUAAGCAACUUGUCGUCAUUGACUUUGAAUACGCAGCUCCCAACACCGCGGGACUCGAGUUUGCCAACCAUUUCACAGAGUGGAUGUACAACUAUCACGAUCCAGUGGUUCCCUUUGCCUGCCACGCCGAUCGGUACCCGAGCCUCGAGGAGCAGAAGCGCUUCAUCAGGGCGUACGUGGACCAUCGGCCCCAGUUCCCGCCGUCCAGCUCGACGCCCCGAUUGACGCCGCUCGACACCCCCAGCGCCGCAGCUACGCCAUCACUUCUUCCGACGACGUCCAGCAGCUCCAUUGUCGACUUUAUGCUGGAUGCUCGCUACCCUGGCGGUGACUGGGGCGCAGUCGAAAAGGCGCGCGAGGAGCAGGCCGAGCAGCAAGUGCGAGAGCUCAUCGAGGAAGCCCGACUCUGGCAACCGGCAAACAGCGCCCAGUGGAUUGCAUGGGGCAUCGUGCAAGCCAAGGUACCGGGUCUGGAUGGGACCCCUGCUGAGGAGGAGCCCGGCGCGGACGAAUUCGAUUACUUGAGCUAUGCCCAGGACAGGGCCAUGUUCUUCUGGGGAGAUGUUGUGCAGCUGGGGCUUGUCAAGCUGGAGGAGCUGCCGGAGGCACUGCGGGCGAGGAUCAAGAUUGUCAAGUACCUUUGA
Molecule: messenger RNA, 2214 nt
Organism: Trichoderma aggressivum f. europaeum
Lineage: Eukaryota; Fungi; Ascomycota; Sordariomycetes; Hypocreales; Hypocreaceae
Exons: 3
Coding region: 1-2214 (737 amino acids)
Biological process (GO): phosphatidylethanolamine biosynthetic process; phosphatidylcholine biosynthetic process
Cellular component (GO): cytoplasm
Molecular function (GO): choline kinase activity; ethanolamine kinase activity
Source: RefSeq, a predicted model, not a curated record